GCAAGGAGGGUUUCAUAUUGUCUGUACCUGGUUGACAUAUGGCUUAAUUAACUUGAUUCCUUUCUUGUGGAAAGAAUGGACUGUAGAAAUAUAUAGUGUUUGUUGUAUCUGUAGCUUGUUGCUAUUAUGUUUCUUGUGGAAGCAUGGACUGACGGGCAGAUAUCCAAUUUUCACUCAGGUAGACUGGUUUAAACCCUCAAUUGACAAAAGGAAAGUGAGGAAGGUCGCGAGAUGUUCCCAUCAAAAUCUUGAAGAGGUGGAGGUGUUUGGGUAUUAUGGCCGCAAAAGUGAACUGGAACUUGUCAUAUACUUACUGGAGAAUGCGGUUGCCCUCAAGAAAAUUAUUAUUGAUCCCCAUAAUCCCUUUUUACCAGACCGCCCAAAGAAAAUUGGUCAAAUCGAGAAAGAAAAGGCCGCACGAGUUCGUGCCAAGCGGCAGUUGAAAGGUAGAGUAACAGUAGGAAUUGAAUUAGUGAUACUUUGAUUUGUAAAACUAGCUCUGUUGAGCGUUUACAAUUUGUUUAGGAGAAUUAUGAGGGCUAUUGUGGUGAUGUAUUUUUGGCGAGAUUUGGGUAGUGGUUUUUGCGAGAGACUUGUUUUUGUUGCUUUUAAUUGGUUAUUUUUUAAUUUAAGUUUACCUUCAUUUUAAUUUGUUCUGGUACACGAAGCACUUUUGGGAGACUUUCCCUCUAAGAUUGUAUGUGUCUAUUAGUCAUUUAAUGUGAAAGUUUACCAAAGGAAC
Molecule: messenger RNA, 742 nt
Organism: Ilex paraguariensis (yerba mate)
Lineage: Eukaryota; Viridiplantae; Streptophyta; Magnoliopsida; Aquifoliales; Aquifoliaceae
Source: the annotation of a GenBank genome assembly